This is a messenger RNA of Arachis stenosperma, 1005 nucleotides long. RefSeq lists its product as uncharacterized. The transcript is spliced from 2 exons. NCBI's taxonomy places the organism in Eukaryota, Viridiplantae, Streptophyta, Magnoliopsida, Fabales, Fabaceae. The record is from RefSeq and is a predicted model, not a curated record. The coding region runs from base 1 to 1005 and encodes 334 amino acids.
AUGGCUGAAGUGCCAAGAGGGGUGAAAAAUCCAAAGAUAAUCACAAAGUUUGCUGGAGAAGUUGGGGAAUCAACCACUGAACAUGUUGCUCGAUAUUUGGUUAAGAUUGGAAAUUUAACUAGUGAUGAAAAUUUGACAAUGAAGUUUUUUCCUUCUUCGUUAACGAAGAAUGCAUUUACUUGGUUUUCAAAUCUUAGACCAAAUUCGAUAAUGACAUGGAAUCAGUUGGAAACUGCUUUUCACGCUCAGUUCUAUCGAGGGAAAAUGAAUAUGGCAGUUACUGAUCUAGUGGCUUUGAAACGUGAAGAUGGUGAAACCAUUAACGAUUAUAUGAUACGUUUCAAGAACGCUAGAAGUAGAUGCUAUGUUUCAUUACCUGAGAGCGAAGUGGUGAAAAUAGCAACUAUGGGGCUAGGAUUUUAUAUGCGCCGAAAAUUGCUUAAUGUGCAUAUCCCUGAUUUAGCUCAUUUGGCUGAAAAGGUCCGUCAAACCGAACUCAUGAAAAAGGAGAAGGAAAAAUAUAGAAGUAAGCAAAGAUCAAAGAAUAAACCUUUUACUCGAAAGGAGAAAGUUGCUUAUGUGACUAUGGAGUCCUCAAAAGAGGAACUCGAUUUCGAAACAGAGGUCGAUUUGGCUGAACGUAAAAAGGGCCCUCCAUAUGAUAAACAAUUAAUUCUGCCUGAGGGUAGAAUUUUACUUUUGGUGAAAGAUUUAAAAGGAAAACCUUAUUGCAAGUUUCACCAAGCAACCAAUCAUUCAACUAAUAGUUGUGUUCAUUUCAGGGACUUAAUUCAAGAAGCUAUAAUGGAGGGACGGUUGAAGUUUGAUGAUGGUAAGAAGGAAAUGAAGGUUGAUGUUGAUCCCUUCGAUGCUAAUGCUAGUUUCGUUGAACCAUGUUUCGGAGUGAUGCUGUUUUUGAUUAAAGACAGGGAUGUAUCUCCGUGUCCACGAUGUAAUGCUGUUUUUGAUGCUGAAGCUGCAACAAUCUUUGAAAAGAAAGAAUGA